This is a messenger RNA of Rhizoctonia solani, 2769 nucleotides long. RefSeq lists its product as uncharacterized. NCBI's taxonomy places the organism in Eukaryota, Fungi, Basidiomycota, Agaricomycetes, Cantharellales, Ceratobasidiaceae. The transcript has 10 exons. The record is from RefSeq and is a predicted model, not a curated record. Bases 1 to 2769 code for a protein of 922 amino acids.
AUGUAUGCGCAUAAAAUCAAUUUUUUGGCGGGGGAGAGCAGAUCCCGUACUUUCCGCUUACCACCACCGCCGCGUUCCUCAAUGUCUACCUCACAGUCAUCUUCAACAGUCCAGGGUUCCUCCGGCGAUGUCAUUGUUGACUCCCGGCUACAAAACCUAUACGCUAGUCUUCAUAGUCUCCCUGAUAGUCUCCCUGAUCAUCCGGAAAUCUAUCCUUUCGCUGAUAAGUUUGCACUUGAUCAGUAUGAUAUUGAGUUCUACGGCUUGAGUCAAGGGGCUCUUAAUCACCGACUGGAGCUUAUAUUUGGGUCUCAAAAUGCUGGCAAUGUAAUUACAUUCAAGGGGAGAGGGCAAUUGCUUGAAGCUAUAGUGUACAUAUUUAAGAAAUAUAUUGAUGGAGAGAAUGGAGAGAACAUACCGCUUUGGAAAUGGGUAGAUGAUCUCACUCAUGCCGCUACGUCAAUACCCCGGACAGAACCUGUACAACAGUUACAGAUAAAACCGUCUGUUGUGAAGUUACAAAAGCCGUCAUCAACACAAUGCUUGGGUGGUAAACGCCAAAGCAUAACACAAACAGCUCGUAAACGGAGAUCCAACGCAGCUGUGAGGGCUGCAAAGGAAUGGCCUCACAACCCUGCCAAUUUAAAGGACUACACACAAAACAAUGGCCUGCAUGGGAGAGAACGGGAUGAGUUUUUGGACAGGCUUACUAUAGCUUGCCAUUCAAAACUUGAUACGUCCCAUUUACGGUUUGCAUAUUCAAGCAUGCUUGUUGAUGUGAAGGAAUUAGUACCAAGCUGCAAGAUGAGGUGCAAGGGGUUGGGUGUCACUGCCCUUACCACACACCAAAAGGAAGAGCGCGCAAAUCAUGCCUUGCUUAAGUGGCUUUGUGAUUGUAUGAUUCCUCCAUCUGCAGUGGACUGUUUGCAAUGGCGGGAGUUUGUAGCAACACUUGAUGACAAUGUCAGGACGGCAUCAGGGACCACUAUCUUGGAUAGCUUUGUUACUACCAAGGCAGCAUUUAUCCAUCAAGAAUCAGUGAAACUGCUAUCACAGAGCAACAAUCUUACGUUGUCUUUUGAUGUCCCAUCAACCCGUGAUGCACACUUACUUGAUGGAAAUGAGGCCACAGGAGUCUCGCAUACAGCGGAGCACCUCUGUGCUGUUUUAGAUAAGCAUCUUAGAGAGAUUGGACCCAAGAAGUUCUUGUGCAUUGUUUCCGACAAUGCUGGGAAUACACGCGCAGCAAGAACACUCAUAGAACAGGAAUAUCCAUGGAUUAUAGCCCUACAAGAUGCUUGUCACCAUUUGAGCAACACAGCAAAAGACAUUGGGCAACUAUCACAUUUUCAACCAUGUAUCCUGAAAAUGAAAUCAGUUGUAACACAUUUCCAUACCUCGACUUUUGCAGCACGUCAUCUUUCAGCUCUCUGCGUCCUCCAUAAUGUGUCCAAAGCACUCAUCUCAGUUGGAAAUACCCGCUUUGUAUCGCAUUUCUAUGCUGCUCAAUCUGUGCUGAGCUGCCUGCCCCUCAUCCUCCAAUUAUUAUUGUCAGAAGUCCUUGACUUAAACUUGUCCUCACCAAUCUAUUGGAUGCUUGACCGGGAGUUGGUUGACUGUUUUACAACUGAGCUACGCCAGUUGUGUGCCAUUCUGGAACCAUUUGCCCGCUCGAUCAAAUGCCUAGAGUCAAGCCAUUCCACUCCCGCCGACGUUUACUUAUUCUGGUUGGCAACAAUUGCUCGGCUCCAUGAACUCUUCAAGAACAACUCAACUAUCAACGGAGUGGGGCUUCCAAAAUUAGUGAUGGAAGAUAUCACCGGCAUUGUAAAUUCCCGCCAUCAAGAAAUGUUUCAAAGUGUGUCAGGUCCAAUUUAUCUUGCCUCUUUUUUCCUUGACAUCCGCUUCCAAAGUAGCAAUGUAUUUCUAGGGCUAAGUGCAAUUUCAGCACGCACUACAGUCACUCCCAAAAUUCUGGCAUCGGACAGCAAUCUUUGGCGCUUGCUCCCAGCAUAUACCCUAGCUGGCACUUACCUGAUCAAACUCUUGGGUCGUCUUUAUAACAAAGACCCCAAUGCCAGCCCCUUUUUGCAUUAUUGUAGCUGGUCCAACAUCCAAGUAUCAUUCCAGCGCCAACUUUGCUUGUUUACGCGUGGCCUUAGCCCAUUUGACAGGCGUUACAAUGGUACUCAAACGGCUUGCAAAUACUGGGAGAAUCUCCUCUCAGUACCUUCGGCGGACCUGCUUGCCAUGGUAGGAAUUGUACUUGCAAGUAUUGUGCCCAACUCAAUGACCAAAGAGAGAACCAUGUCAACAAUAACAAAACUCAACUCACCCAAUAGAGCCUCUCAGAAAGUAUCCACGCUGAUUGACAUGGUGACAAUCCGUCAACAUUAUAGGCGGGAGGAAGCUCUCACAAAUCCAACAACUCAGUUGUUGCGACCUACAGUCCGCUUCGCCGACCUUACACCAGCAGCGCGAAUCCUUACACCGGAUCUUAGCUUGGCGGAGGGCGAAGGCGAUUCUGAGGACACAUCUAGCAAUGCCAAAUACCUAGGGGGAGUCGCUGGAACGUCCCCAGUAGGUAGUCGAAACUACUUCGAGGUGGAGCGCGAAGAUGGCGUUUUUCUAGCCUCCAAGGCACUUUUCGAAGCGCUAUCUGAUGGUCAGAGUAAUUCGCAGAAGAUGACUCAUCCCCUCGAAUCCCCUACUCGUCCUGAACCCACUCGAAAACAUCAACGAGUGGAUAUCGAUUCCAUAGUUUUCUAA